Molecule: messenger RNA, 1181 nt
Organism: Phragmites australis (common reed)
Lineage: Eukaryota; Viridiplantae; Streptophyta; Magnoliopsida; Poales; Poaceae
Exons: 1
Coding region: 259-882 (207 amino acids)
Source: RefSeq, a predicted model, not a curated record
AACCCAACGAAAUCAACGGGAACCAAGUGGAAAAGUCACGGUUUCUGCCAACACACGCCAAGUGCUUUUUUUCCUAGACGCCGGCGCUCGGCAGGCAGCCUGCUGCGAACCCGUUAAAGAAACGCGUCUCCAUCCCUUGCUUGCUUGACCCAACCCAACCUUGCGUCCAAGGAUCGCAUCCGAAACAAGCGCCGGAUCGAGGUCGCAUAUACCGAGUAAUUUAUCAAGCAGGGCGCAGCAGAUCUCGCCGGCCGGGCCAUGGCUGCAGCUGGCGCGAUCCGGCGUGCGGUGGCGGCGGCGGUCGACAGGGCGUGCGCGGGCGCCAGGGGCUUCCGGCGCGCGCUGGCGCGGUUCGCGCCGCGGCCCUCGGCGUUCGGGCCGGCCGCCGACGCGGAGGCCGCGGCGGUGCGCGCCGUGCGGAACCUCCGCACCUUCCGGUUCCACUACGCCGCGCUGCAGUGGGCGCUCCUGCUGGCGCUCCUCGCACCGCGGCACCGGGCGUCCGUGCUCUUCCUCAUGGCGGCGUCCAAGGGCCUCCUCGUCUACGGGGGCCUCCUCAGGGCGUUCCCCAACUCGACCCUGCUCCGCAGGCUCCUAGACCGCCGCCUCGUCGCCGCCGUCUUCGUCGCGCUCGUGCUCGCCGACAUCACCGCCGCGGGCGCCUUCGCCAACCUCCUCGCCGCGCUCGCCGCUGGCGUGCCCGUCAUCGUGCUCCACGCGUCCUUCCGCGUCCGGCACGACCUCGAGGGGCCCUCGCCGGACGCGGCGGAGAACGGCAAGGAGGAGGAGACACCGGCGGUCGUGGAGAAGAAGGAGGACGGCGACGUCGAGGCAGGGCCCACGCGGCGGUCCAUGGCGGCGGCACCAAGAUCGCCCAAGUGACAAGAUUUUACGACGAGCUAGUAACAAUCAUACAUUUCGCACAUUACUGGUCCGAUUGUCUUGGAAUAUAGGAACAAUUAUUGGUCAAACCUGUCUGCCUGCUUCUUGAUUCAUACUGUGAGCCUAGGAAUUUUUUGGAGCAAUUCAAUUAGAAUGUAGUAGUAACUGUGACAGUGAAUUAGGAUCAAGGAGACUCAUUGUGAAGUCAUAUACUCAUAUUCCUCGAGUACUGACUAAUCUUCGAUCGAAUACAUUUGCAAGAAAAGGCUUGAAAAAGCACACCCCAUUGGCUAUUGAUA